This is a messenger RNA of Coccinella septempunctata (seven-spotted ladybird), 1316 nucleotides long. RefSeq lists its product as uncharacterized. The record is from RefSeq and is a predicted model, not a curated record. NCBI's taxonomy places the organism in Eukaryota, Metazoa, Arthropoda, Insecta, Coleoptera, Coccinellidae. The coding region runs from base 422 to 1138 and encodes 238 amino acids. The transcript has 3 exons.
GACGUCACUUAAAUGCCGCAUGGCAUCCAAAAUCCUCCGAUCGUCGGCAGUACUUGUUAAGAUGCGGGAAAAUAACGAAUGGAAACAAAGCGACAUAACGAAUAAGUUGCGCCAGUGUGAAAAUUAAAAAUCAGCAAGAGUCGCCUUUGCUCUGCGAUCUGAAUUCAUAGCAAGCCACGAAUCAACUUUCUUUGUUGGGUAAUUUUCAACAUUAUGGACAACUGAAACGCGGUCUUCGAACGUUCAAUGCCAGGGGGUUCCAUUCUUGUGAAGAUGCGCCUUUUAGCCCGUUAAAAAAUAGACCGAAGAAUCAGCUGUGAACAGUGCGUAUUUACGUCGGCCGUUGGAGUCGAGCCACAAACAUUUUCGAUGUCAUGAAAUAGCAUAAUUUGUCCGAUUUUUUGAAGAAAAAGAAGCGAUAAUGGAACAACCAAGUGCUAAUAUUACUAACCGUACGAUUGCGCCUAUGAUAACGCCUAUAACUAGCAACAGAGGGGUCUUAGUUAUACAGGCAACCGGAAAACCAAAAAUACCAACAGUGCCUCCUAAUGGGAUAUCAAAUCAAGGAGUUGCCACCCUCAUUGUGAUGUGUUGCGUGCUUACAAUUAUCAUGAUGUUCUGCUGUUUUGCGGCUCCAGGAAUACGAGAUCUCUGCAAAAGAUAUGUAUUUCGCCAAUGCGUGAUAGAUGACCCAGACGUGAAUAAUGUCCAGACGCCCCAGCAGCACCAGACGCCCACUCUAAUACUGCUGCCGUUCGGACGGAUGCUCGUGGUCGACCGAUCCAUGUUCCAGGCCUUCCAGUCGGACCCCACAGGCCUGGAUCUGCUGGAGAUCGGCAGGCAUAUCAUGAGGAACCAGAGCCUGAUCUCAGACAGCACACCCAGUGUCCUAGACUGCGACAGUACGAGCAAGGGACUGACCCCGGAUUCCCUGGACCUGCAGCCUCCAUCUUACGACGAGGUCUUGAGGAAAGACCUGCCUCCGGCUUACAGUGAAUUGAGUUUGAUGUUUCGAACACAGCGCUAUCCGUCCUCGACAUAUUGUGCUUCCACGCAGAGUAUCGAAUUGGACCAUUUACGCGAAAGACAUCUUGAAAGUGAGACUGAUCUUGUAGAUAGGGAUUUGGUGUCCAAGUAGAUGCACUGAUAUUGUCCUGUUUCACUGGGCUCAUAACCUGUUCGUUGAUGCAAUUAUUUUAUAGACUAUCUAUUUAUGAUGACAUGACCUGCCAGUUUAUUUAACAUUGGUGAUGUUUUAGGUACAUAAAUUAUCUUUAUAAACUGUUGAAAUUAUUAAAGUUACUUUUGUGGACAAA